AUGCUGAUCAACACGUUCCUCGACACGGAGGAUUUCGUGCACCUUUACUAUCCGGAGGAUGAGAGCGCGGCGCAGGGCUGCGGCGCGGGCGCCCGGAUGGCCUCCAAGUACCCGCCGAGGCCACCGUCGCCAGAGUACAAGCAGGUGGCAUCGUCGUCGGGGGGCGAGAUGAGCGAGCGCGAGCGUUAUCGCGCUCCGCCGCAGCCGGAGCCGCCGCCGCACCGUGUGCGCGCCGCGGACCUCUACCCACGCCUCAGGGCGCACCACGACGAGCCCGGCCUGGACGCCGGCUUCACGCCCAUAUGCGGCGAAUUUGUGCAGUGGGUGGGCCGGGCGGCGGACGGCGGCACCAUCGCCAUGUCCAACUACCGCCUCCACCUGCAGCCGAGGAGGCGCGGCGGGCCCGGCGCCUCGGUGCCGCUGCGGCUCAUCGACGCCCUGGAGAUACGCGACCUGCUCUGCCUCCACAUACUGUGCAAGCACGGCCGCCAGCUCAAAUGCUCGUUCGCUACCGGCGAGCAGUGCUUGGAGUGGUGGCGGCGGCUGAACACCGCCCUGGCGCCCCUCACCUCGCUCCAGGACACCUUCGCUGCAGCGUACGCCGCGUGGGCGAAGGAGCAGCCGCCCUCUUCCGUGCACCGCGCCCUGCUCAGGGCGUCACACUCGCCGCAGAGGCACUGGUUCGGCCCCGAGGUGGAGAGACUGGGCUUCACGGCUAAGGGCGCCUGGCGGGUCUCCGCCGCGAAUGCCGAAUACAAGCUCUGCCCGUCCUACCCACCGCUGCUGGUCGUGCCGGCCUCCAUCGGAGACGAGGACCUAGACUCCGUCGCGAGGUUCCGCGCGAUGCGUCGCGUGCCCGCCGUGGUGUGGCGGCACCGCGGCAACGGCGCGGUGAUCGCUCGCUCCUCGCAGCCCGAGGUGGGCUGGUUCGGCUGGCGCUCCAGCGAGGACGAGCGGCUGCUGGCCGCCUUCGUCGCCUCGUGCAACGCGGACCGCGGCGCCCAGCCGCCCGCCACCAACAAGCAGCAGCUGAAGCUGCUGAUCGUGGACGCGCGCUCGUACGCGUCGGCGGUGACGAACCGCGCGCGCGGCGGCGGCUGCGAGUGCCAGCAGUACUACCCGGCGGCGGACAUCCAGUUUAUGUGCCUGCCGAACAUACACCACGUGCGCCGCAGCUUCCAGCAGCUGCGCGCGCUCGUCGCCGAGCCGGAGGACCACAACAACUGGCACAGCAACCUGGAGCGCACGCUGUGGCCGCAGUACGUGUCGGGCGUGUGCCGCGCCGCUGGGCUGGUGGCGCGCGCCGUGCAGGCCGGCCGGCCGGUGCUCGUGCACUGCUCCGACGGCUGGGACCGCACGCCGCAGAUCGUGGCCGCGGCGCAGCUCGCCCUCGACCCCUACUACCGCACGGUGGAGGGCUUCCGCGUGCUGAUCGAGCGCGAGUGGCUCGACUUCGGGCACAAGUUCGCCGAGCGGUGCGGCCACCAGUUCGGCCCCGAGGAGCCCAACGAGCGCUCGCCGAUAUUCCUGCAGUGGCUGGACGUCGUCCACCAGAUGAUGCUGCAGUACCCGUGCAGCUUCGAGUUCAAUGAGGCCUACUUGAUAAAGCUGGCGACUCACGUGCACUCGUGCAUGUUCGGCACGUUCCUCUGCAACACCCGGCGCGAGCGCAUCGAGUCGCGCGCAGACGGCGCCGCGCACGUGUGGCACCUGUUGCAGGCGCCCGCCUACCGCAAUCACCUCUACUCGCCGCAGCAGCACCACCAGGUGCUGUGGGCGGAGUGCAGCGUGCGUGCCAUGCAGCCCUGGUGGGGGAUGCUCUGUGGCGAGAGGGAGCGCGCCACUACGACACGCAUGCACCACGAGCCGCCGCACCUCGACGCGGCCCCGCAGAACGGCCUCAUGACGAAGACGAGAUCCUGCGAUAAUCUACUGAGCGACGGAGAGAAACGUACCACCCAGAGGCGAUGCAGCGAUCCCAGUAUAGCACCCGACGUCAUGAAGCUGUCGGCACUGAUGGGCCGCGAGUGCCGCAACGCGCUCACGGACAGCUGCGUGGACGAGCUCGUCGCGCCCCCCGCCCCACCAACGCCCCCCACGCCCCCUAUGCCCCCAACGCCCCCUACGCCCCCCACACACACGCCCUCCGCUCAGGUCGAGGGUCUGCACCCGGAGCAUUUCAGCAAGCCGGAUGGCAGCGCUUCUUCGUCACUGGAGCGCGAGCUGGUGAGCGCCGUGGACAGCGGCGACUGCAUCGACGGCUCGCCCCCGCCCCCGCCAACGCCCCCCGCAGCGCCCCAAGCGCCGCCGCACAGGGCGCACCAGCGAGCGCCCCCCGCUCCGCUGACGCCCCCCGCUCCGCUGACGCCCCCCGCGCCGCUGACGCCCCCCGCGCCGCUGACGCCCCUCGCGCCGCUAACGCCCCUCGCGCCGCACCUACUGCAGAACGGAGAUGCCCGCAGCCCCGACAUGGACACGCCCGACGAGCCUGUCGUGUUCCUUUGCGAGCCUUACACUGACUUGCUCUCUAUGCCCGAGGCGGCGAGGGAAGCCGGCCGCACGCGGAACAUUAGCAUUACGUGGCGCUCUAUCUCCGAGUCGAGCAACCAGUCGUCGACGGGGUUCGACAUCGCCGGUACGCCGCCGGCGGCGCGAGCGAUCGAUCGGCCCGCCGAGCAGGCGAUCGAGCGACCGGUCGAGCGAUCGGUCGAGCGGUCCGUCGAGCGGUCGGUCGAGCGAUCCGUCGAGCGGGACGCAGAGGCGAUCGACGGCCGCGACUGCUUAGGCGGCGAGGAGUCGGCGCUGAGCAACGGCGCCGUCAACGGCAUCGACGACAUCGCGGCCAAGUUCCUCCAAGUCGAUUUGAACGGCCAGCAU
Molecule: messenger RNA, 2877 nt
Organism: Iphiclides podalirius (scarce swallowtail)
Lineage: Eukaryota; Metazoa; Arthropoda; Insecta; Lepidoptera; Papilionidae
Source: the annotation of a GenBank genome assembly